Molecule: messenger RNA, 3380 nt
Organism: Colias croceus (clouded yellow)
Lineage: Eukaryota; Metazoa; Arthropoda; Insecta; Lepidoptera; Pieridae
Gene: Varp
Product: ankyrin repeat domain-containing protein 27-like
Exons: 1
Coding region: 476-3244 (922 amino acids)
Biological process (GO): early endosome to late endosome transport
Cellular component (GO): early endosome; plasma membrane; late endosome
Molecular function (GO): guanyl-nucleotide exchange factor activity; SNARE binding
Source: RefSeq, a predicted model, not a curated record
GUUUGUGAAAUGUGAAGGCAACCGUGUUCUCAAAAGUUAGUAGCUAACUAAUUAAAUUUAUUUAUUUUAACUGAGAAAAGAAAGUUAAUACCACCAUACUUUUUACCAAUUUCUAAACAUUUAAACUCAGUGAGAUCUAUUAACAGCAAAUAUACAAGAAACUUGCUUCUCCGUAGCCGCAAAGAAAAGUUAAGAUAAUAAUAUAACAAAAAACUUGUUCUAUUAGCAUAUCGUUGUAUAAAAUAUUUAUUAUAGUAUGUACUUCUAUGCAAACACGACACUAUAUUGAUAUUCAAUGUUAUGAUUGCAACAGAAUAUAAUUAUGAGAAGAAUUCGUAAUUUAAAACUAGUUUAUCAUUAAUGAUACAUAUCAUUUUUGGUAAGUUCAGUUAUCGAAUUAGUGAAACCGGAAAGAUAGAUUAAGCACCAAUUAUUUUACGGAUUUCGUUUGGCUCCGCGGACUUAUAUUUCGGAAAUGGAAGGUGGAUACGAUGAAAUUAUAUCUGAUAACCCCUUUUUCGUGGAAUUCAAAAAUGAAUAUAUGGAUUUAUUUCAACAUUGUAUAACAGAAUCUUGGAUAGUUUGUGUGCCGCGAAUCGGAAGUUUAAAUACUCGUGUUUUUUCUAUAGAAGACUUCUGUGCACAUGUUUUAGUGCCUAGUGAUGAACUUCCUGAGACUCACUAUAACACCCUCACUGAAAAGCAGGUUACUGUUGCAAAUAAAGUGAUUUCACUCGAAGUUACCAAAGGACUACCUCUUCAAAGCCACAUUUUAUUUGAAGAAACAUUCUACACAGAAGACUUUAUAAAAUACAAAGUUUGGUGUAUUGAAACUCCUCUUGAGCCUACUUCUAAUGUUGGGGACAACGAUGUAACUAAAGAAUGCCUUUGCUCUAUCAAUGACUGUAUUGACUUACUGUGGACACAAGCUGCUGGUCGUCAAGUUUUGGAUCAAAUUGAAUUAAAUGUCCAAUUAUUUGUGAAAAAGAACCCAUCUUUACCAGUGGCUAUUGGCAAUCUCAAAGAUGCUGUAAGUGAGCUAUACACACAAUGCCUACAAGUGACCUUACAAAACCGACGCUUAAGAGAUAAAUCUAAAGCAUCAAAGCAUAUUUUAGAGAAUAUUAAGCUAGCUGUUGAAUGUUAUAUGCAACAACUUUUAUUUGACUAUAUAUUUAAACCAAUAUGCACUAGUUGCUCAUAUGAGGAUUCUCAUCUCAAUAAAAAAAUAAGAAAUAUGUGUGAUAUUCAACUUAGAGAUCUUGAUAUUAAAAAAGAAUUGUACCACGCUGUGCCAAGAGCGAAGCAAAUACUUUCUAAAAUUGAUUCAUACAACACGGUACUGGAGAAAGUAUUGUGUUUAAAACAAGCAUUGAAUGCAAUUAAUAAAAGUGACAGUGGCAAUAAUGUUGUUCUGUUAACUGCUGAUGAUUUAUUACCAGUUUUUGUAUUUCUUUUAAUUAAAUCUGGAUUACCAAACUGGUAUAGCCAACUUACUUAUAUGAAGGAAUUUAGGUUCAGCGGGAUCGGAAAGGGUGAUGGAGACGAAAGUAUAUUUCUUAUUACGACAUUAGAAGCUGUCAUAGAACACAUUCAAUCAGGAGCCUUGGCAGGCCCACCAGACCCAGAAUCAUAUUACUAUGAAAGCAACCCUUCAGAAGAUAGUAUGAGCACAUGUAAUCAAAGGAGAAGCAGUUUAACUGAGUCAAUCUCUACUUCUGAUACCACAAGUAGAGAAGAGACCCUUGAAUAUGUUUUUGACUUGAUUAAAGCUAAUCAUACAGAACAAGUGCAAUCUUUACUAGAGAAAAACCAAAGGCACUUAAAUAAUAUGCAAGAUAAUGAAAAGAGUGUUAUAAAAUUACCAUUGAAUGAAGAUGAAAUUGAUGAUGAUGAUGACAGUGAUCUUGAAAUAUUCCAAAAAUUAUGUCAUCCUUUGUGUAACUGCAAUAAAUGCUGCCAGAAACUUUCAAAGAAUCUCCUUAAAACAUCACCCACGGUCAACUCCCGUGACAGUCACGGUCUGACUCCUCUGCAUGUUGCAAGUAUACAUGGAAAAGCUGCAACUGUUGAAAUUCUUAUUGAAAUGGGAGCCGAAGUGAAUGCAACAGAUUUAAACGAAUGCACGCCACUGCAUUAUUCGGCUGCAAGAGGGCAUCAAAAUGCUCUGUUAUUGUUACUUCAUUCGGGAGCUGAUAUCAACAAAGCAAAUAUUGAUAAAAAUACUCCUCUACACAUGGCAGUCAACAAUGGACAUUUGAACUGUGUCAAAGCUCUUAUCUAUUUUGCAGAGCAUGGACGAAAACAGAUAAAUAUAAAUUGCUGCAAUCAGAGUGGAAAUACACCAUUGCAUAUGUCUGCAAAAUGGGGAUAUGAAGGCAUAGCUAAGUUACUCAUAGAAAAUGGUGCAGAGCCAUCAUUGCAUAAUCGCAAUGGGAAAACUGCAUUUGACUUAGCACACAAUUUGAAAAUAUUGCAAGUGUUGAAAUCCAGUACACCCAAUUUAUAUGAAUACAUACACAUAACCAGCACAGAUAUUAAAAAGUUAAGUUUAAAGAAUGACAAUCCUGUAACCCAAAAGUUACACAACUUGAAAAUAAGAAAUAGUGACCGUAACAAUGCGUCAAAAACAGUAGAAAAUCUGAAGAGAAUUGAAAGAAUCUUGCAAGCUAUAUCCUAUGGUGAUAUUAAAUUAGCAUGUUUUUAUAUGAAUAUUAAUUAUGAAAAUUAUAUCAAUGCUAAAAGUGAAAUGAAAGAAUCUCUUUGCCACCCUCUAUGUGAAUGUUCUAACUGUAAGAAAGUAACACAAUCCACUAUAUCAGACUUUGAUGUGAACUUUUGUGAUUCAAACGGUAUAACUGCAUUACACUAUGCAGCGAGAUAUGGCCUCGACGAAUUAUGUAGAAUUCUUAUACUGAAUAGAGCUGAUGUUAACACAUGCAACAAAAAAGGGCAAACGCCACUGCACCUGGCCGCCUUGCAUAAUAAAACUAUAGCUUUACAUUAUCUUUUGGACAGUGGCGCUAAUAUAAAUGCAAUAGACUUAUCCGGAAACACUCCAUUACAUGAUGCCUGCGAAGUGGGAAAUAUUGGCGCUACUAAAACACUUCUAAGCUUCAGUCCUGACUUAUCUAUGGUAAACGCCUCUCAAAAAACACCUCUGGAUGUCGCUAAAGAAAAAGUCCAUUUAACAAUCAUAGAUUUAAUAGAAAAGCAUUCAAAUAAGACAUCAAUUUACAAAUAAAUUAUUUUUUUUUACUCAAUAUGUAGCAUUUAAACAUGGGAAACUUGAAACAGUGAAGGUUUUAUUUUAACUUGUGGCAUUUUUCUGCAUUCCUUAGUUUAGUACAUAAUAAUAUUGUAACACUGUCUAAUUUUGC